AUGAGUGAAGGGAGUACACACAGUGCCAAUGAGGCUACUACUGACAAUAGUCUCCAGGAUUUGGGAAUCAGAUUGGUGGAACAAUCAUCGUUAGAACACAAGAUUCAAGCAAAUGCAAAUAAGAUGAUUACUGAGAAAGAGAUUGAAUCAGAUAUUAAAAGAUUUGAAAAAUCUAAACAGCAGUUAAAUAAAAUCAAUUUUGAAUUAAGAAAACUUCAUGAUAGAUUGAACAAUCCAAGAACCAAGAUUUCUCAGAAGGAAGAGCUUCGAAAGCAUAUCAAAGAAAUGACAGAAACACAACUUAAACCAACUGAAUCUGAUAUAAUAGAUAUUGAAAAACGAUUGAGAAACAAUAAAGCCGUUGCUGAAAGUACUGGUGUCUCUACAGAGGAUGGUGGUAGACUUCCCAAUGAAACUGAGAAAGAUUUUUUAAUAAGGACAGGUAAAAUAACUGCUUUCGGUAAUACUGCUGGUUUCGUUGUUGAUGAAGAUAAAGACCAUAUAGCUCCACAUGAGGUGGUAUCUCACCAAAAUUUAAGAAUACCCGGAUUUUCUCAAGUUAAUGAAGGUGAUUCUAUUGAAUCUGAUGAUUCGAAUGAGGAAGAUGUAUACAAAAGAAAAAGAAAAUAUGAAAGUGAUAAUGAAUAUAAUAGUGAAGAGGAAGAUGAUGCAGCUGAAGAUGAUGGUGAUUCUAAAAAGCCAAAAUUAUUGACCGAAGAUGAUAUAAGAAAUACCGAUGACGGUAUAGAGUCGUUUUAUCAAGAUCGAUUAAAUACGUGGGUAUACAGAAGAUCACAACUUCGAAAAGGUUCAAAAGAUAAUACUGACCAAGAUAAAGAAGAGUGGUUCAAACCUCACCCAAGUUUACCAGAUGCUAUUUUGAAUUCUGAUUUCAAAGUUUCCGGGGAUAUAUACCCUUCGUUGUUUGAUUAUCAAAAAACUGGUGUUCAAUGGUUAUAUGAAUUGUAUCAACAAAAGCAUGGUGGUAUAAUUAGUGACGAAAUGGGAUUAGGUAAAACCAUUCAAAUUAUUUCUUUUUUAGCUGGUUUACAUUAUUCUGGUAAACUUGAUAAGCCUAUAUUAGUAGUGUGCCCUGCAACUGUCAUGACACAAUGGGUUAAUGAAUUUCACACUUGGUGGCCACCCUUUAGAACCAUGGUCUUACACUCUAUUGGAACUGGUAUGUCAAAAAAUUCGGUUAAAGAAGAAGAUUAUGAAAAACUACUUUUAAAAGAAGGCGAUGAAGUUAUGGAUGAAGAUUCAAGUUUAAGAUCAAUCAAGAAGAACUCAAAUGUUAAUGCUAUAAUGGAUACACUUUUAACCAAAGGUCAUGUUGUCAUUACUUCCUACGUGGGUCUCAGAAUUUAUGAAGAACAGUUAUUGAAUGUUGAUUGGGGUUAUGCUGUUUUGGAUGAAGGUCAUAAGAUUAAGAACCCUAACUCUAACAUCACUAUUUUAAGUAAAAGGUUGAAAACAUACAAUAGAAUAAUUUUGUCAGGUACACCAAUUCAAAAUAAUCUAGUUGAGCUUUGGUCAUUGUUUGAUUUCAUUUUCCCAGGAAGACUUGGAACACUACCCAUAUUUCAAGAUGAAUUUGAGACACCCAUCAAAGUUGGUGGAUAUGCAAAUGCAAGUAAUUUGGAUGUCAAGAUUGGUUAUCAAAAAGCAGUUAUAUUGAAAGAAUUAAUUCAACCAUUUUUGCUAAGAAGAGUUAAAAUGGAUGUUGCUAGAGAUUUACCAUCCAAACAAGAAUUUGUCUUGAUGUGUCGUUUGACACAGUACCAAAAAGAGAAAUAUUUAGAAUUUUUAAGAUCUUUUGAAAUAAAGAUUCAUUCUUAUUUAGGUGCUAUAGAUCUGUUGAGAAAAAUAUGUAAUCAUCCUGAUCUUGCUGACAUUCAUUAUAUGGAGGGACAAAAGGGGUACGGUGAUCCUGCAAAAUCUGGUAAACUACAAGUUGUGAAAUCUUUGUUAACACAAUGGAAACAAGAAGGUCAUAAAGUUCUACUUUUCACUCAAACGAAGCAAAUGAUGGUUAUUUUAGAAAAGUUCUUGAAAAAUUCAUUCAAAGAUUAUAGAUAUAUGAAAAUGAGUGGUGAAACAGGUAUUGGUAAAAGACAAGAUAUGAUUUAUUCAUUCAAUAAUGAAGGUUAUGAUUUGUUCUUGUUGACCACAAAAGUUGGUGGUUUAGGUGUCAAUCUUACAGGAGCUGAUCGUGUGAUUAUUUUCGAUCCAGAUUGGAAUCCUUCAACUGAUUUACAAGCUAGAGAGAGAGCAUGGAGACUUGGUCAAAAGAAAGAAGUUUUAAUUUACAGAUUAAUUAUUGGUGGUUCCAUCGAAGAAAAAAUUUAUCAUAGACAAAUCUUUAAACAACUUUUGACAGAUAAAAUCUUGAAAGAUCCAAACCAAAAGAGAUUCUUCAAAAAUAGUGAACUUCAUGAUUUAUUCACACUUUCAGAUUUUGAUGAUAAUUCAGAAACUGGUAACCUUUUCAAAGAUACUAGAAGAAGAAAAAAUCAAGAUGAUUUAGCGAAAAUUCAAGAUAUAAAUGCAGUCACCAAGAUUGAGAAGUUCAAAGAUAAUUCACAAAAAGAGACAGAGGAUGAAAGAUUAUUAUCGGGUCUCUUCAAAAACACUGGAGCUGUUACACAAGCAAUUAAACAUGAUGACAUUGUUAAAACACAUUCAAGGCCAAAAGAUGAUUUGUUAGAACGUGAAGCCAGAAAAUCAGCAAAUGAAGCAUUAGAGGCAUUGAAAAAAUCAAGAAAGCAAGUUAAAAGAGCUGGAUUAGGGGUUCCAACAUUUACAGGGAAAUUUGGAUUAGCUGGUAGAACUGCAUCACCAGCUUUAGGUAAUAGAAGUAGAGUUGGUUCACCUUCCCCUUUUGGCGGAAAUUCAAAACAAAGUUCCUCUUCAAUUUUAUCAAAUAUCAAAAAGAAUAAAGAAGCAAAUGCUACACAAAGUUCACAUGGUUCAGAAUUGAAUAAGAAUUCAAAAAUCAUUGAUGAAAUGAGAAACUUUUUAGCUAAUCGUGAUGAUAAUUUUGCUAAAUCUGGUGAAAUUUUAGAUGCUGUUUCAUUGGAGAUUGUUGACAAAAAGGAUUUAACACUCGUUAGAUCAAUGUUGAAAGGUAUAGCUAACUGGGAUGCUUCCAAAUCUGGCUGGACAUUAAAGGGUGAAUUUAAAUAG
Hansenula ciferrii is the source of this 3186-nucleotide messenger RNA. RefSeq names its product DNA-dependent ATPase RAD26 (gene RAD26). Gene Ontology annotation, cellular component: nucleus. The transcript has a single exon. Bases 1 to 3186 code for a protein of 1061 amino acids. NCBI's taxonomy places the organism in Eukaryota, Fungi, Ascomycota, Saccharomycetes, Phaffomycetales, Wickerhamomycetaceae. Gene Ontology annotation, biological process: transcription-coupled nucleotide-excision repair. The record is from RefSeq and is a predicted model, not a curated record. Gene Ontology annotation, molecular function: ATP binding; ATP-dependent chromatin remodeler activity.